This is a messenger RNA of Ceratosolen solmsi marchali, 1313 nucleotides long. RefSeq names its product limbic system-associated membrane protein-like. The transcript is spliced from 9 exons. The record is from RefSeq and is a predicted model, not a curated record. Gene Ontology annotation, cellular component: neuron projection. The coding region runs from base 25 to 1176 and encodes 383 amino acids. NCBI's taxonomy places the organism in Eukaryota, Metazoa, Arthropoda, Insecta, Hymenoptera, Agaonidae.
GAUCCAAAUUUCAAGGAGCCAAUUAUGAAUGUAACUGCUCCUGUUGGCAGAGAAGCUAUGCUCACAUGUGUUGUACAAGAUCUAGCUGGUUACAAGGUUGCUUGGUUACGUGUUGAUACGCAAACGAUUCUGACAAUAGCAAAUCACGUGAUCACAAAAAAUCAUCGAAUUGGCCUGACGCAUAGUGAACACCGCACCUGGUUUCUUCAUAUAAAAGAAGUGAAAGAGACCGAUCGCGGAUGGUAUAUGUGCCAAAUCAAUACGGAUCCUAUGAAAAGUCAAAUUGGAUAUCUUGAUGUUGUUGUUCCACCAGACAUAAUUGACUAUCAAACUAGUACAGAUAUGAUUGUGAGAGAAGGUACUGACGUUACACUACGAUGUAUGGCUACAGGCUCACCGGCACCAAUUAUAAAUUGGCGUAGAGAGGAUGGGCAGCCGAUUUCUCUUAGUAACACGAGGGAGGUACAAAGUGUGGAAGGCUCGCAGUUCAAUCUGACGCAAGUAAGUCGAAAACAGAUGGGACCAUACUUGUGCAUAGCAUCGAACGGCGUACCGCCAACCGUCAGUAAAAGGAUCAUCCUCGUCGUGCAAUUUCCACCGAUGAUUUGGAUUCCGAAUCAAUUGAUCGGCGCACGAGAAGGUCAUCAAAUUACGCUCGAGUGUAUUUCUGAAGCGUAUCCAAAAUCCAUCAACUAUUGGACGCGCGAUAAAGACGAUAUUGUAGCACAAGGUGAUAAAUAUGAACCAGUUAUUGUUGAAAGUGCAUAUAAAGUGCAUAUGAAACUAACAAUUAAAUCUGUCACUGCAUCCGAUUUUGGAUCCUACAAAUGUGUUUCCCGUAAUUCAUUGGGUGACACAGACGGCAGCAUUAAACUUUAUCGAAUACCUUCCAGUUCUGGAUAUCAUUCGAGCGACAGUAAUGACACGAAGCACAAAGGAAAACCAAGAAAGAAUGCUGGGAAUAACAUUUUGGAAGGAAAUCAGGAUAUGCUAAAGGAACGAGAUCCGAAUCAACCAAGUAACAAAGAGGACGAGGAGAACUACGAGGACUCAAGGGCACGGGCCUCGCUAGUAUCAUCAUCCUGCAUUUGCAUUGUACUCGCUUGCACUUUGGGACUCGUAUUGCCACUGCCCUUUCGUCAUCAGUCGGAGCUUCGGGCACUUCAUCCAGCUUGAGAGACUCAUUGGUUUUGUCCUCGGCGACGUCGCGUCGCUCUCGGCCUCGGAUUCGCGACACUCAUCCUUUAGGAAGAAUCUGUGACAAAGUGUUCACAAAGAAACGAGCUGGAAGGAGGUCACACAGCAAUGCUCAC